AUUUAAAAAAACCAAAUAAUAAUAAUUUAAUAAUUAAGCAAAAAUGAAAAUAAACUAUAAAACAUGUCCGUUAUUUAAACAUUAAUUCAACAUUCCCUUCGGUCUAAUCAAAUUGUGAUAGUUAAAUAGGUUGUUUACUAAUAAUUGAUAAUGGAUUUAUUUGCUAUACUUUUUGUAGCCCUUAUUUCCCUAAUGUUCGGUAUUAUUUUAACGAUUUGCGUGCAGUAUUAUGUAUUUUACGUUUACCUUAGGAAAAGCCCUAGAGCUAGCAGUUUUACACACAAAAAAUCAUUGGAUUAUAAUUUGCCAAAUGCUAUAAAAAAGCAGCUAGAGGCAGGAGACGUCGCCGGAGAUAAAAGCAAAAGUGGCUUAGCUGUAAGCCUCAUAUUGCAAUUUUUAUUUCAUGAAUUGAGACACUCUGAGACUAUUAAAAGGUGGCUCUAUAAAAAACUAUCCAUGGAAUUUGAUGAAUUACUAACUAAAACUACAAUGGGAAAGUGUUUUGAUUCUAUAAGUAUUAAAGAUAUGCACUUAGGCUCACAAUUUCCCGACAUAAAAGACAUCACAGUUGAAAAUGUAAAAUUGGACAAGAAAGAGGAACACAUUGAGGUACUAAGUCUUGGACUAAAUUUAGACUAUACUGGUAAUUUUUUGUUAUGCAUCGACGCCAAAAUGAAAUUCAGUAAAACUGCUUAUCUUUCCAUUAAAGUUAAAAAAAUCUGCGGUUCAGUAAGGCUACAGUUUUCCAGACAACCAUACACACAUUGGUCGUUUGCUUUCCACACUGAGCCAAUUUUGGAUUUGGCUGUAGAGUCCCAUUUUCAAGGCAGACAACUGCAGGCGAAUAUAACUAAUUUAAUCGUGAAUCAAAUUAAGAAGGCCAUCAAAAGGAAACAUACUUUGCCUAAUUAUAAAAUUCGAUAUAAGCCCUUUUUUGUUAAAACUGACCCCAGUCAACUAGACAUGGAAGAAAACGAAAUGUCACUUCAAGGCACAUUGAAAAUGAAUGUAUCUGAAGUUUCAAGACUAUCUUAUCCUGAGACAGUUCAAAAUGUAUAUUUAACCAUAGCUGUAGAUUCUAUUCCCUGGAUCUCAUUGUACCAAAAAGACGAAUCAAUGAUCAUGACACUGGAAAUCACAAUGACAAAAUUAAAGCAAACCCAACUGGGAGUGAUUUUUAGACAAGAGACUGCCUUGGUAGUUGUUGACAGCGUGGCGAGUAAUUCCCCGGCGCACCAAGCAGGACUUAGACCAUCAGAUGUUGUUAUUUCAGUUGAAAACAAAUUGGUCUCCACCGUAACUCAAGUAGCCAAAUACAUGAAAUCUGUAGCAGGGACAAAUGUCACUUUACAGGUGGAACGUUCAGUAGAAAACUAUAUCACCAAGUGGAAAUUAUUUCCAGAAGAGAAAGAGCCUAAUACUGUAACCGGCUUAGAAGGAAAAUGCGAAGAUAGCGAGACAGAAUUGACUCAAAUAGAACAAGAGUCGUUUGUUAUAAUUGAAAAUGUAAAAAAAGAUGAGCGCAAGCCACGAUCUCCAAAAAUGAUGCCUAGCAACGAAAAUAUGGCCAAGUUAGCGCAGACGAUAAGUAGUUUUAGUUUACGCAAACGCAAAGGUGCUGGAGCAUCUCCUAGCACACCUCGGUCCAACUCAAAAGCAGCCACACCCUUAAAAAAGAAUUCCGUAUGCGAUUUACCAGAAAUAGUAAGAACUGAAGCGGACACUAUGGAAUGCGAACAAAUUUUUUCGCAAAUCGAAGUCUUCAAAGGCAAAGAACUACCUGCUGAUGAUGUUUUGCCAUUUGACGACGAUUUUAGGUUUUUGGCCAAAGAUGGAGCCAAAUAUAUUAAUGUGAAUGCUUGGGGCACUUCUACUAAUUGUCCCGAUAUUCUUUUGGGGUAUUUGAAUGUUCCAAUAAAUCAUGUAGCGUCCGAGUGUUCUAGUAGUGUAUUGGGGCAUCAUUCUAGACGAUAUUCAUUCUUGCCACCAGGUGUAACAUCGACAGCCACAGCCCAUCCAUUACGAGCCCACUCCGGAUUUGAACACGUAUUUUGCUUUGGCGAUGCCCUAUUAACAUUUGCCUGGACUCCUACAGAAAAUGUUGAACUUCCCAGGAAAAUUUCUGUAACUAUGGACACUAAGACUGAGUUAUCUGGAUUUUUACCCAGAAAUAAACAUGAUUUCGUUCGGACUCAAUUCCACGGAACUACGCACUGUGAUUUUUGUUCGAAAAAGAUUUGGUUGAAAGACGCAGUUCAAUGUAGACAGUGUACCAUGUGCUGCCACAAAAAGUGCGUAGCCAAAUGUCAAACUAGUAAUGGCUGUACUAGCGACAGGCCGCCACAGACAAGGACCAGUGAAGUAUCACUUAAUGAUGUAAUCCUACAGACUGAAGGGAGUUUGGAGGACGUUGAUAGUUUGGAUAAUGGCAGCUUGAAGCGCAACACACUGGCAGUUUCCGGAAAAGCAGUUCGGACGGCAAUAAGCAAGAGAACGGUGGAAGGCAUAGUUCUGUUCGAUAAACGUCUAGGGGCGUUGCAUUAUGCAAACUUGAAAAAAAAAGACGAAUUUAUGAGAGCCUCGGCUCUGGCUCAUAUACAAAAGUUCCCAAAAAUGGCGUCGCUCUUUUGUAGAAAAUCGACUUCAAAAGAAUAUUUACAUCCCGACUUAAACGUGAAGCAAAUGUUUAACUUGUACCAAGAAGAGAGCCUGGAGCAGCCAAAAUGCAGCUACCAUACUUACCCUAGAGUAUUUGAAUCACUGAAUCUGUCCUUCCACCAUUCCAGGAAGGACCAAUGCAGUCUUUGUUUGUCGUACAGGGAAGGAUCUCCAGCGUUUUCAUCGCGUAGUUUACCUCCUAGCCCUCAAAGGACCCCGAGCAGAAAGCAAUCCCUUGUGGCAAUAACAAAUCCAUUCUUGUUAUGUUCUACGGCCCUAGAUGAAGUACAAAAAAAUCCGGCGGAAGCCUACGAGACGGUUUCCAAACUUCUAGAACAGGUGAUGCAGUGUCCAUCGGAUGAAACCCUAAUGGACAAUGCCAAAGAAAGCGGUCAAAAAAUGUACGCAAAUUUGAGUGUAGAAGAGAAAAAAGAAAAAAUUAAUCUUAUGAUGGCCGAAUUGAAAAAGACCCUUGACCUGUCCACUGCCGAACACAUGGAUCUAACGAAAAAACUCGGUUCUGAGGAGUCGGAAGUGGAAAAAGCCAAAUUGGCUUUUAUGAUUGGACAAGCCGAUGCCAAAGUUCACGCCCUCUCCGUUUUGAUGUUGCACUAUUGUUCCGGGCUGCAGUAUACCCAAGAAAAAAUUGUUUAGUAAGUAUCGUGUGAUCAUUUAAAAUCGACUAUGGAGGUGGUUAUGAUUUUGAAAAUGUCGAGUAUACCACCUUGAUUGUUAAACUUCUUUCUUGUCAGCUUUUAUAGAGACGAUGUUAUGUUUUGAAAUAAUAACAGCCACACUAGAGUCGAGUGUAUGAUCCGCAUAAGAAAAUCACAAUUUUUAGUUAGGCAACAUUGUCAGGAUAUAAAUAUUUAAAAACAUUGUUCGAGUAUUUAUUUUGGUUCCUAUACUUUUUAGACCUAAUAUAGAGCUAAAUAUCGAUAAAACAGACACCCGGAAUCGUUUAAAAAAAUUGAAAUCUUAGAGAAGUGUGAGGUAUAUCGCAAUAGAUUUUUGUAAGGUAAAAAUGCUUAAAGUUUACAACCAUCGUUUCGAAACAACUUGUUAGAUAACUUUAUAUCACAACAAUUAUCUAUUCAUUUGAUCGUAUCUGAGCUGUUAUAUCCUGUUGUAGCUUGCUGAUCUCGUAUUUAAGUUCUUUACUCAAGAAGUGAUUUGGUAACAUUGAUCAAAUCAUCAUCAUGAGUCCCAAAUUCUUCCUGGA
Messenger RNA from Ceutorhynchus assimilis (cabbage seed weevil), 3880 nucleotides. The record is from the annotation of a GenBank genome assembly. NCBI's taxonomy places the organism in Eukaryota, Metazoa, Arthropoda, Insecta, Coleoptera, Curculionidae.